AUGAUCGCGUAUCCGAAUGCCGCAUACGCGCCGACAAAGCUCGUGCAGCAUUGGUACACAAAGACCGUUGCCAUCCAGGAACCUUGGCUUAAUGCCUUUCCGGUUGAUCCGGGCUUUGUCCAAACGAAUAUUGGGAACCGCGCUGCCGGGCUACUCGGGAUUGGAAAGGCGAGUAUCACGGUCGAUGAGAGUGCGAGUGGUGUACUCGGCGUGAUUGAUGCGUCGACUAAGGAAACGCACUCUGGAAGAUUGUGGAAGUGGACUGGGGAGGAGGAGCCUUGGUAA
Molecule: messenger RNA, 285 nt
Organism: Aspergillus calidoustus
Lineage: Eukaryota; Fungi; Ascomycota; Eurotiomycetes; Eurotiales; Aspergillaceae
Source: the annotation of a GenBank genome assembly